Messenger RNA from Physcomitrium patens, 3566 nucleotides. The record is from RefSeq and is a predicted model, not a curated record. Lineage: Eukaryota; Viridiplantae; Streptophyta; Bryopsida; Funariales; Funariaceae.
UUCACUACGAGCCUGUCUCGUUGGAAUCUAAUUGCGACUCGUACUCUCUCUAGUUUUUUCCGUCUUUCGUCUAACGAUUAAUAUGUACUACUCCCAUAAAGACGACCAGAUUGCACUGGGAUUUUGUGCAUGCACAGCCUGCAGAGCAGGCACGCUAUCAUGGAUGCUCCAUUUUCUAUGAAGGUGCGAGAUCCAAGAAGGAUCUUGGCCGGAAAAUUUUAACCACGAACAGAAGGCUUGCCAGCCGGAGCAGGAUUCGCGACGUUGAAUGAUAUGACAAUAAUGUUAGCGAUGUACAUGAGCAUGCGUGGUUAAAUACGGACUGGCCUGGUCACGACGCAAGGCGGUGUGACUCAAGGAUGCCUCGGCGGUCGGCCAGUAACAGAGGUUAGACGCUGCGGAGUCCCCUGAGAAGAAAUCCUGGCGAAAGGAGAGGAUUUAUUUCAGAUGGACAUAUGUUAAGGUCGAAGUCUGAGUGGUGAACAGAGCUCGAAGCUUCGACAAUACUCUUUCACGAAUGAGCUACUAUGUAUCGCCUGACUUCUACGGAGUGAAUCAUCAACGUGAGGAGCGAGGAACGUGCGCGACGGCUUAACAAAGUUCCGUGGAUACAAACGGACGUUGGCAGAUGUUGCACGGGGUAUGAUGCACGACGUCAAAGUUCCUCACCAUCAUAGGAAACUUGAAAUCAUCGAGCGAUGAGACUUUGUUAGAAUUCAUUUGGUGGUGUACGAUGUCGGUAGGGAGAGUUGCCAGAAGCACAUUUUGCUGGAUCGACUGAGUAGCACGAGGUAUUCUGGAAUUUGUAGUGUCUGAAGUUCACUCAACCACCCUGACUUUCGCAAUCACAUAUGAAUGACUUUUUAAAGGAGGGUGGGAUGUGUGUGCACUCGAGUGAGAUCGUAGUGGCACUUUUUAUGCUUCAUUUUACAUCAGCUGGCGAGAAGUGAAGUACCUCUUCGGAAAAAAGAUCAGUAGUGGAUGGUCACCAUGGUUCUACUUCCGAAGAAAUCUAUCCCUGAGCUGAUUCAUGUUCCAGACAACAGGCUCUUGCUGACCACUUUGGAACCCUAUAACACAACUUCGCUGAUAGAAUUGGCUGGGAAAGAAGUGCAUCUGGCACAAAUACGGAGGAGAAAGAUAGUCCAGAGAGAUUCUCGUUGCGAGGCGUCUCAAAGCAAUAUGAUUGGUGCUAGUAUUCUUGGAAGCUGGACCUGCAUAGCAUGGAGCAUAGCGAGCUGGACGUUGUUGGUGUGCUUACUACUCCCCAGGACUCGCAAGGGUCAGUAUAGCGACGAAAAUGCUUAUAUCUUAACAAAUUAUGAAGAUGGCUCUUGUCUUUCCCACGAACAUCGCGACCUGCUGUCAUCCCUGCAUCUGGACGGUUCUCUCACAUUCUCGAAUUUGUCGUCAGCUGCAACCGACUUUGGGCUUGUCCGCUUCUCGCUUCCUGGAGCUGUUAUAUACCCAAAAUCGGUUCGGGACGUUCAAGUUGCCGUCCGCGCUGUGCGAAGCUCAAGGGGUUUUGACCUCACACUUGCUGCGAAAGGCCGUGGUCACUCCGUACACGGACAAGCUCAGGCGCUAAAUGGAGUAGUCAUGGAGAUGUCCUCAUUGAAGGGCAUCAGGGUUGUCCCGCAUGGAGAGCCAGGUUAUCUGCAACCAUUUGUGGAUGCUGCUGGUGGAGAAUUGUGGAUUGAUGUCUUGAAAGCUACGCUAAGGGAAGGAUUGGCGCCCCGAUCGUGGACCGACUAUCUGUACCUGAGCAUCGGUGGCACUCUGUCAAACGCUGGAGUUGGUGGUCAAACGUUUCUAUUCGGACCUGAAAUUAGCAACGUCUUGCAGCUCGAUGUUGUCACAGGGACGGGUCAGUCGGUGAAGUGCUCACCUACGCAGAACGCAGACUUGUUUCACGGUGUUCUUGGCGGAUUGGGUCAAUUUGGAAUAAUAACAAGCGCGCGUAUCAUUCUUGAGCCUGCUCACGAGAAGGUUAGGUGGAUACGAGUGAUGUACACCGACUUUGCGGCUUUCACUAGAGAUCAAGAAAUGCUAGUCUCUCAGCCUCCAGAAUCAGCUUUUGACUACAUCGAAGGCUUUGUGGUGUUGAAAACUGAGGAUUCUAUAAAUGGAUGGAAUUCGGUACCUUUUGAUUCAAAGAAAAUUGACCCCAGCGUGAUUCCUGAAGAAGGUGGAUCUGUUCUGUACUACAUUGAGCUUGUCAAGAAUUUCAGCUCAAAUGACACGGACACAGUGAACGAGACAGUGGAGAGAAUGUUGGCUCCGUUGAGCUUCAUCCCUGCCCUCGUUUUCACCAUCGAUGUAUCUUACGAGAAGUUCCUCAACAGGCUCCAUGAUGUCGAGGUCAAUUUAGAUUCACAUGGACUCUGGGAUAUACCCCAUCCAUGGCUCAAUUUGUUCGUGCCACGCUCGUCCAUCGCGUCAUUCGACGCCCUGAUUUUCAAGCAUUUGAUUAAGAGCGACUUCAAUGGGCCAAUCCUCAUAUAUCCGCUCAAGAGAGACAAGUGGGACUCACAAUCGUCGGCGGUGAUACCAGAUGAAAGCGUCUUUUACCUUGUUGGCUUUCUUCGCAUUUCUCUCCCGUCAUCAGGGCCUCCUCUUAGCAGUUUGAUCGCUGAGAACGACAAGAUUAUGGAAGUUUGUCACAAUGCAAGUUUAGGGUGCAAGAUGUACCUUCCUGAGUACGAAGACACGGAAAGUUGGAAGUUUCAUUUCGGCAACCGAUGGGAGACAUUUUCUCGAAGGAAACACAAAUACGAUCCAGAAUUUAUUCUUGCCCCCGGUCAGAAUAUUUUCCCAAGAAUACGAGCUCACGAUCACCCUGACAACAAGUUGGCUACGACUGUUGUUUAAACUUUCAGAAAGCCUAGUGAGGAAUUUGUUCCAUGGACUUGUGGCCACCUGCCUGCAGAGUGCCAAACGCAGAUUCAGCAAGGGUAACCUUUUGCUAUUUUGAUUGGGGCUUCAGAUGAGAAGGCAAGAACCAACACCAUACUGAGGUUGAAGUUGGCACAAGAUUUUUGAAGCCAAACAGGCCGCAAAGGUUCAAGAAAAUGUAAAACUUUAGCGGCCCCGCGAGCGAGCUCCUGAAUGAAGACCAAAUGGGAGAGAAGCGAGUGGCUUCCACAGUAUUACCAUGAGUGAAGAGAAGUCAGGUUUUAGGGUUCCUCUUCUCUCUUUUUUCUAUUGUUGCACCAUUCUCAUCACAAAGAACAAUACGGAACCUGUAAAUUAAAUGCUGCAGAAAAACCCUUAGAUAGAAAACUAGUCAAGCAAAAGGAGAGGGUGGGCCAGAUCGCUUGGAGUGAUUAAGCUGUUUGGUUCUGCAGAUUGUAGUGAGCCAUGCACAUUAAAACAGCGCUCCAGAAUUUUCUCCGAUGACGAUGUUCGGCAUUCGCACCCCCCACUUUACUGCGUUUAGUGGCUUUCAUAUGUUCUCGUUCAACACUUUUAGAGAGACUUGAUACAAUCAGAUCAAAUCUGCCCUACCCGGAUUGUGCAGAGUAUUACAAAAUAAUCUUGAAUGUCUCAAGCAUUGAAUGCCCUCA